Messenger RNA from Knipowitschia caucasica, 1038 nucleotides. The record is from the annotation of a GenBank genome assembly. Lineage: Eukaryota; Metazoa; Chordata; Actinopteri; Gobiiformes; Gobiidae.
AUGGUGAUGUGCAGAGGGGGGGUGGGGGCAGGGCGGGGCAGGGGGGGCAGGGGGGGCACUGGGGCUUGGUACCGAGAGGAGAACCAGAGCUUAUCGGAGGGUGCUGCAGCAGCGACAGGAGCGAAACACCAGGACACACAGGACACACAGGAGCAGAGACCAGCAGGAGCAGAGACCAGCAGGAGCAGAGACCAGCAGGAGCAGAGAGACCAGCAGGAGCAGAGAGACCAGCAGGAGCAGAGAGACCAGCAGGAGCAGAGAGACCAGCAGGAGCAGAGAGACCAGCGGGGCAGAGAGACCAACAGGAGCAGAGAGACCAGCAGGAGUAGAGACCAGCAGGAUCCGAGAGACCAGCAGGAUCCGAGAGACCAGCAGGAUCCGAGAGACCAGCAGGAUCCGAGAGACCAGCAGGGGCAGAGAGACCAGCAGGAGCAGAGAGACCAGCAGGAGCAGAGAGACCAGCUGGAGCAGAAGGAGAGACCAGCAGAAGCAGAGACCAGCAGGAGCAGAGACCAGCAGGAGCAGAAGCAGAGACCAGCAGGAGCAGGAGCAGAAGCAGAGACCAGCAGGAGCAGAGACCAGCAGGAGCAGAGACCAGCAGGAGCAGAGAGACCAGCAGGAGCAGGAGCAGAGACCAGCAGGAGCAGAGAGACCAGCAGGAGCAGAGAGACCAGCAGGAGCAGAGACCAGCAGGAUCCGAGAGACCAGCAGGAUCCGAGAGACCAGCAGGAUCCGAGAGACCAGCAGGAGCAGAGAGACCAGCAGAAGCAGAGAUCAGCAGGAGCAGAGACCAGCAGGAGCAGAAGCAGAGACCAGCAGGAGCAGGAGCAGAAGCAGAGACCAGCAGGAGCAGAGACCAGCAGGAGCAGAGACCAGCAGGAACAGAGACCAGCAGGAGCAGAGAGACCAGCAGGAGCAGGAGCAGAGACCAGCAGGAGCAGAGAGACCAGCAGGAGCAGAGAGACCAGCAGGAGCAGAGAGACCAGCAGGAGCAGAGAGACCAGCAGGAGCAGAGACCAGCAGGAGCCGGUGGCCUGA